AUGUUAUUGGAAUUGAAGCUAUUGUUAAUAAUUUACUUCUUGUUCAUAAUUAACCUAUCAAAAUAUAUCUUGCACUUAAUAAAAACUUAUAACUCUACAAGUUGUUUGUCAUUAGAUGAAUUACCAAUAUGUUAAUUUUUUAAUCAAGAUUAAUGUACACCUGAAUAACUUGGUUAUCAAGGAACAUUAUGUUUUUUUUCAAAUGAUACAUAAUAAUGCUAAACAGCUACAUCAUGUUCAUAAUUAUAAUCAUAAUCUUAAUGUACAUAAUGGAAAAAUACUUGUUAAUGGAAUUCUAUAAAUAAUGAAUGUGUACAAUUACAAUGUGACAACUUUACAAAUUAAUCAACUUGUACCAAUAUCAUCUUAGACCUAAAUCCAUAAACAAUAAUGCCAUGCUAAUAUGUAAACGGAACUUGUCAGUCAAUUGAAAGUGCAAAAUAAUUAACUUCUUAAGAUUGUUCAAAUAAGACUCUAUCAACAUAUUAUUGGAUUUAAGCAAAUAAUACUACUGGAACAUGCAUUCCAUGUAGUAUUACUAAUAAAUAUCAACCCAAUAAUAAAUGUUCAUGUUCUAGUUACCUUAUUCAACAAUGUCAAUCAUCAAGUUAUUGCUAAUGGUCAAAUGGUGAAUGUAAUCCAAUAGAAUGCAAUUAAAUACUUGAUUAACUAUCCUGUCUUUAAAAUUUAGGAUGUAGUUGGUAUAAUACUUAUUGUUCAACAUUCUACCGUUGUCCUGUAGCAUUUAGUCAUCAACAAUGUAUUGAAAGUUCAUUUAAUUGUUUGAUUUUAAAUAAUGAUAAUUGUUAAGUUUUGUCAGAUAACUCAUGUAGUAAUAUUUAUAACUUAUAGUAAUGCUAAUCUUCAUUAGGAUAUUGUUAUUGGAAUGGAAAUCAAUGCUUAUAGGUUUAAAAAUGUCAAAAAAUAACUCAAUAGCGUCAAUGUUAUAGAUUUGGAUAUGCCUGCACCUGGUAAAAUGGUAGAUGUCAAUAAUUAACUUGUAAUAAGAUUUCAUUCAAAAAUAAUUGUAUAUAUACAAUUCCAAUAUUGUAUACAAAUGAUGUUCAACCCUGUGUUUGGUAAAAUGGAUAAUGUUAAGACCUCAAUAGUGUAAAUAGUUUAGAUGCUGCAUAAUGUCAAUCAAUAUCCUUAGAUACUUACAAAUGGACAGGAUCAAAGUGUGUGAAAUGUAUCGAAUUCUAAUAGCAAAUUUAAAAUUUUCUAGAACUUCCAAAUUAAUGUAAAUGUUAUUAACUAUUUAUUUAAUAAUAAUGCUAAUAAAUGUCCUAUUGUUAUUGGUAAAGUGGUUAUUGGUCAGGUGGAUAUUGUUUACCUUAUUAAUGUUAAAAUAUUACUAAUUAAGCAUCUUGUGUAUCUAAUCCUAAUUGUUUUUGGGUUGAUCAUCAAUGUUUAACAUUCCAAUCUUGUAAUUUAUUAAAAGGAGCAUCUUAAUCGGAAUGCAUAGUUUAAAGCAUAAAUUGCCCAGCAAGUGAUGGAACCAAUUGUCAAGACAAAUAAUAUUUAUAAGCUUGCUAAUCCUAUCUAAAUUAGAAUUAAUGUUAAUAUGUCUUAGGUAGUGAUGGCAUCUGUUUUUGGCAAAGUAAUUUUUGCUAAGUAUUGAGUAAAUGCACAUAAAUAAAAAAUUAAGAAGAUUGCUAAUAAUUUAAAAAAUAAUGUUAUUGGGGUACUAGUUGUCAACCUGCAAGUUGCUCACAAUUCUAAACUUAUGAAACUUGUCAAUUUUAUUAUAGUUCAAUUAAUUCUUAUACUCCAGUCCCAUGUUAGUGGAAUUCAACAACAAGUGUAUGCACAUAACCAACUAAUUACAUGACCCAACUAAAUUCCAAUAAUUGUUAAACUAACACUAAUAAAGGUGCUAGGUGGAGUUAAACUUUGAAUGCUUGUUUGAGUUGUCAAACUCCUUAGCCCCCAAAUCCAAAACAGUGUAGCUGUUCUUAACUAAUAUCUUAAAUAAACUGUAUGCAAAGUCUGUAAUGUUUAUGGAAUAUUCAAACCAAUUCUUGUUAACAAUUACCAUGCUAAAAUUUAUAAUAAUCAUUAUGUAUUCAAAAUUCAUAAUGUAUGUGGACUGGAUCUUGUUAGUAAUUUACUUAAUGUAGUAAUCUAAAGGCUACUACUUCAGAAGAAUGUGCUGCUUAAUCUCUGUAUUGUCCUUACUACAAUCCUAAUACAUAAAAGUGUUAAGUAGCUUCAAAAGAAGAAAUUUAAGAUUGUUGGGGAUUAAGUUAAGAAAAUUGCAAUUUUCUUAUAACACCAUCAUAUUCUUGCAUUUGGAAUACUUAAGAAAAUUUAUGUUUGCUGUAAACUAAUAAUUAUUGUGAUUUGUAUUAUAGUCAAUAUUAAUGUUAAAGCAGUCCCUAUUGUUAUUAUUAAAAUGGAUGUAAACCAAAAUAAUGCUAACAUUUUUAUACUAAAGAAUCCUGCAAAUUUUCCAUUAAUCCAUAGAAUUGGAAUUAUAUCUAAUCAUGUUCAUGGCUCAACGGAGCUUGUGUGCCUGCCGAUAAUUUUUUUUCAGAAUAAACUUGUUUCACUAACACAGAUUAAACAGCUAGAUGGAGCUCUAACAUUAAAGACGGUUUUUGCAUUCCUUGUAAUCUACCACUUCAAUAAGUAAUUGUUCCAAAAAACAAAUGUUUGUGUUCUCAAUUUCUAUCUUUUUAAGAAUGUGAACUUGCUUAAUGUAAUUGGGAAGGAAAUUUUUGUGUUGAUAAAUAUUGUGGAGGUUUUAAUUAAAUUUAUUGUAUUCAACAUCCAUCGUGCUAUUGGAUAUAUUCAACUAAUAAUUCUUAAGGUGGUUAUUGUGAAAAUAUUGAUUAUAAAGAAUUAAUUUAUUCAAAAGACCCAUGUACAAAAUUACGUGGAAAUAAUUCCCUAGAAUGUCUAUCAUAAAGUUUACUUUGUCCUGUUUCUUUAAAUGGAUUUUGCCAAAAUCGAGCACUUUUAUAAACAUGUUAAAGUCUGAACUCUUUACAAUUGUGUGCUAACAGUCUUGGAUAAGAAGGAUAUUGUACUUAUGAGAAUUAAUAAUGUUAAGUUUUAACUAGUUGUUCUUAAUUGAAAAAUUUUAAUGAGUGUUCCAUAUUCAAUAUAUAUGUAUAGAUCAAUUAAAUUAUAAAAGCUGUUAAUUUGUUACAAGUUAAGGUAAGUGUGAAUAAUUAUAUUGUUCAUCUUAUACGAAUAGUGAUAAUUGUACAUAUGUAUUUGAGAAUAUUAACAAAGCUAAUAUUUAAAUUUGUGUUUGGAAUGAUGUUACAAAAACUUGUUCCACAGCUACUUGUUUAAUUUAAUAAACAUAUGAAAAUUGUUACUUAAAUACUGGAGGUACUUAUCAUUGGAGUAGCUCUUAAACAACAUAAGGCUCUUGUGUUUCAUGUUCAAUAAAUUGGAUAAAGCCUAAGAAUAUUUGUUCAUGUACACUAUUGAAUUAAGUUGAAUGUUCGUUAUCUAAACCUGUAUGCAAAUUAAACUAGAACAAUGAAUGUGUAAAAUCAUAAUGCAAUGAAAUUUUUGAUUCAGUACAUUGUUCUUAAUAAAAUGAAUGUAUGUGGAAUAAUAAUUAAUGUGUAACAUUUACAAAAUGCACGGAUUUAAAUGGAAAAACUAAUCUGGAUUGUGUUGCAUAAUCAUUAUAAUGUUAAUCAAUUUAAAAUGGAAUAUGCUAAUCAGUAUCAAGUUUAAAUUCAUGUGAAAAGUAUUCAGAGUCUUAAUGUACAUUAGGAAGAUAAGGAUCUGAAGGUUUUUGUUAUUUUAAUUCUUCAAAAGAUGUUUGUUAAGUGAUUUCAUCUUGUGAUUAGAUUAAUAAUUUACAAUAUUGUGAAAAUUUGAAUCCUGCAUGUAAAUGGAGUUACUUUUUCUCAUCAUGUGUUCCCUUUUAGUGUUAAGAUUAUCUUUAAGAAGAAGAAUGCAAAAAUGUUAUAGUCAAUCUUACAGAUCCUUAAAUUGAGUUAUGUGUUUGGUAGUAAUACAAAUGUGUGCCAUUUGUUGAUACAUACUAUAGGUUUGAUGAUGCUAUAUGUUACUUGAAAUCAGAUCAUACCUACAGAUGGGUUAAAGAAGACAAAUUUGGAGUCAGAUGCUAGAAAUGUCUCUAAGCAUUCCUGAUAAACAUCAUAGCAUUUUUAUUAUUGAAUUUAAUAUGA
This is a messenger RNA of Paramecium pentaurelia, 4160 nucleotides long. Lineage: Eukaryota; Ciliophora; Oligohymenophorea; Peniculida; Parameciidae. The record is from the annotation of a GenBank genome assembly.